Molecule: messenger RNA, 789 nt
Organism: Cordyceps fumosorosea ARSEF 2679
Lineage: Eukaryota; Fungi; Ascomycota; Sordariomycetes; Hypocreales; Cordycipitaceae
Exons: 3
Coding region: 1-789 (262 amino acids)
Source: RefSeq, a predicted model, not a curated record
AUGGCCAUUCCUUGGGCAACGAUCCGAUCCCUCUCCCUCGUUCUCGGACCCUUCCUCGUCCCUCGCGCCAUUGCCUACUACCGCUCCAGCCGAGCGAACUCCCGCUCCGCCGGCGUGACCGUGCGCGCCGCGCCGCGCCGCGUCCUCCACGCCGUCUUCGUCCUCGUCCUCGUCGCCCUCGUCCUCGCCGCCUUCGCCACGCUGCCACCCCUCACCCCCGAGAACCUGUUCCGGCGCACCGCCUCGCGGCUGCAGAUCCCCAACGACGUACUCUUCGCGCGCGUCGCCGCGCUGCGUCCCGGCGGCGCCCUGACCGCCGCCGACGAGGCCCUCCGCGCGCGCUUCGUCAACCUCGAGAGCCGCCUGCUCUACCUGCGCUUCGGCCCCGCCGCGCUCGCCGGCUGCGCCUUCUGUGUGCCUGACGAGCCCCGCAGCUACCUGUGCCACGCCGCGCCGCGACGCGCCUGGCGGACCUCGACGCCUUCUACUGGGGCGCGCGCGCGCGCGGCGGAGCGCCUGGAGAGCGUGAACCGCGCGCUGCAGGGGGCGAAGAGCAAGAUGAGCGCGCUGGGCAUCGUCAAGAACACGGCGCAGCGCGACGCGGAGCUGCGGGGGCGCAGCGACGCCUACUGGACGCAUGAGGUGCGUCUCAUGGCAGAGGCGAUGGAGGAGCGCGAGGUGAUUGAGUGCGUGUCCGACGCGCUGGAGAACAGGGUGGACAUUCAGACCAUCACCCGCGACGCGGACUCGUACACCUCUCUGGUGCUGCAAGACUUGGCACAGGAAUAG